AUGGUUUCAUCUGCGGACAGGCAAGGAUCCGGGCACUCCUUGGAAGCGCAUACCGAGCUUGUUAAUUGGAUUCUCAGUCAAGGUGGCUCGCUCAAUGAUUGUGUGCGUGUUGCGCAAGACGCCUCGCGCGGGGUCCACAUCCAAGUCAAGGCCGACUGGCCUCAUCCCAUCAGCCCGGAGACCAGGGUGCUGAGUGCCCCGAUGGGAGUGACAAUGUCAUACUUCAAUGCCAUCGGAUUCCAAUCGUCACAGAUAUCCUUUUCUCGACAUGGCGUGGAGCUACCACAGGCGUUUAUUGACUCGGUGGCUGUUGAGGAGACCACUACCUUUUUCCUCAUGGGUCAAUAUCUGCGUGGAGCUGAGGGCUUUUGGUACCCUUAUUUGAGAACGUUACCACAGCCGGGAGACCUGACUACGCCACUGUUCUUCGGGGAAGAGGAUGUGGACUGGAUUCAGGGCACUGGUAUUCCAGAAGCGUCCGUGCAACGGUAUGAGAUUUGGGAUGAGAGGUAUGAGCAGUGCAUGUCGAAACUAGAGGAGGCCGGAUUUGACGGCCUUGAAGACUAUACAUGGGACCUGUAUCUUUGGGCUUCAACCAUCAUCUCUUCGCGGGCAUUCUCUCCUAAAGUUCUCUCCAGUGUUAUGGAAGCUUCAAAGGUCGGAGAAGAUACUGGGGUUUCUGUGCUCUUGCCACUCAUCGACCUUCCCAAUCACCGUCCGCUCGCGAAAGUGGAAUGGCGUGCAGGCACGUCGGAUGUCGGGAUGGUCGUGCUGGAGGAAAUAGGGCCUGGUCAAGAGAUCUCUAAUAACUAUGGUCCUCGUAACAAUGAACAACUGCUGAUGAACUACGGAUUCUGUCUUCCGAACAACCCGACCGACUACCGCGUCAUUAAGCUGGGAGUGAAGCCAGAUAGUCAUCUGAGUCGAGCCAAGAGUCGUCAAAUUGAGAUGUUCCCCGAUAUGUCGAACAACAAAGAAGAUCAUUACUACAUCUUCAGUGUCUACUACCCACUGCUUGGACCGAACACGGCCAUGGAGCAUUCUGUCUUCUCGCCUGCGCUGUUCAACUCACUAAUGAUUAUGCACGCCAAUGAUCGUGAACGCAAGCAGAUCGAAAUAUCUGAAUCGUCCAUGUCAAUUCCAUCGGCCUAUGGAAACGGACACAGCAUGCUGGCAGCACUAUCACAAAUUUGCUUUGAAUUGAUCUCACAUAUUAUGAUGCUGCAAGCUAGUGCCCCUGAACGUCAGCGCCAACCCGAGAACUUGAAGCAAACCUUCGCCCAGAUUUAUCGAGACAGCCUUCUGACACUCGACAAGGCUGCCCUCAUCGUCGCAACAUGGACACUUAAACGAGCCCGCGAACACCAGAAGGGUGAGACGUGGGAAGACGUGAAAACGAUGUUGAAUGAACACCUUGCCCAAGUUUCAGAAGGCCAUUUCUCCCCGGAGACCUUGUCCAGAGUACGUGUCCGCAUCUUGGAGCGCGAAUCCCUACUCAAGCGCAAUGGAGAACUGUUCCGCCUGGGCGAAUUAUUCAGUCUACUGCCUGUCGACAUGCAAGCGCCAGGUCGCGACUGGUUCAACAACAUUCUCGCACAAGCCAGUCAAUCCGUACCUGCCUUGCAGACGAGUCCCCAGGCAUUGUUUUCUAUAGUCGUUGCAUUACUUGUCGCAACUGGGCGGUCACAACAAGCACGACCACAUCUGCCUGCGCGCUUAACGCAGUGGGUGGACUUUCUGGUGGAGCAGUACCCGGUAUCUGAGGUCAUUGUUGAAGAGAGUGAAUUACUCAGUCAGCUCAACAACUUCGCCGAUACUGACAAUGCUUAUUCGAUCGCAAGCCAGGUCGGUGUGGAUUGGUUGUCUGAUGUUGGUGAAUGGAUGAAUUCAAAGUGGUUGACAUGGGCGAUGAAUGUGGCUGACUCGGAAAUGGUGUUGAUUCCUCAUGAACCAUUGCAGAUCUUGGCCGCCGAGAACCCAGGCCUUCCAAAGCUCGGGUGUCUGUAUGUGCCACAAAUCUAG
Penicillium diatomitis is the source of this 2022-nucleotide messenger RNA. RefSeq names its product SET domain protein. The record is from RefSeq and is a predicted model, not a curated record. The transcript is spliced from 4 exons. Gene Ontology annotation, molecular function: protein-lysine N-methyltransferase activity. Gene Ontology annotation, biological process: peptidyl-lysine monomethylation. Bases 1 to 2022 code for a protein of 673 amino acids. NCBI's taxonomy places the organism in Eukaryota, Fungi, Ascomycota, Eurotiomycetes, Eurotiales, Aspergillaceae.